AUGGCGAAUCUUUACCGAGUUCUAUUUGUGACUACUUCGUGUUUGCUGAAUAUCGGGACACUACUGUGUCUUCUUGUGAUCGGUCUGGCAUGUACAAAGAUGGGAAGUCAUGAACUUGAAAGACUCAACUUUUUCCAAAUCGAUAUCCAAAAUAGCCGAAAUCUUUCCACGUCGAAUGCAUUGGGUACAACAUGGGAUGAGAGCCAAUCAAACCAGACUUACCUGGUCGGCAUAAUGGGUUACUGUGGAAAUGAUAACAACAACACGACAAUGAAUUGCCUGUCUCCGAGAGCUAGCUCGUACUUCAAUGUGCUGGAAGUUAUAAGCGAAGAGGGAAAGGAGACCAAUCUUUCGUCAGCUCUUCGACACUCACUGCGUGAAUAUAAAACAACCUCGACCUGGAUGCAAAUUACAUACAUCCUGGCCAUUCUUCUAACAGCCGUCCAACUGCUCGCAGCUCUUAUCGUCAUGAACAUGGCAUUCAACCGUUUUGUCAUCAGCCUUGUCUCCGGUGCCGCAUUUAUUUUCCUAUUGGCAGCUGCUGCGCUCACAACAGUCAAUUUCGUUCUGUUAAAGGGUAUACUUGCCACUGAGCUGAAAUCACAGAACAUAUCUGGCACGUGGGGCACUCGUGCAUUUACUGUUAUAUGGUUCAGUGUGUCUUUGUCUUUGUGUUCUAUGAUUUCCUGGACUAUGACCACUUGCUGCUUUUCUCAAGCAAGACGGGGGCCUCGGACCCAGGCUUAUCCUGCAAUGGGUACGGCACCAGUCUACCAUUCGCCCCAACCCUCUGCACCCAACUAUUGGUAUGAUCAUCGCUAUCACAUGUACCAGAUGAAACAAAAUCCGGCCAAUCAACCCUAUUGCCAGUACUAUUCACAAUAGAAGUGACUGGAGCUGUUGGCCUAGCACGGAAU
This is a messenger RNA of Aspergillus piperis CBS 112811, 917 nucleotides long. RefSeq names its product SUR7/PalI family protein. Gene Ontology annotation, biological process: fungal-type cell wall organization. The record is from RefSeq and is a predicted model, not a curated record. Gene Ontology annotation, cellular component: plasma membrane; cell cortex of cell tip. The transcript is spliced from 2 exons. NCBI's taxonomy places the organism in Eukaryota, Fungi, Ascomycota, Eurotiomycetes, Eurotiales, Aspergillaceae. The coding region runs from base 1 to 885 and encodes 294 amino acids.